Messenger RNA from Paramecium sonneborni, 864 nucleotides. The record is from the annotation of a GenBank genome assembly. Lineage: Eukaryota; Ciliophora; Oligohymenophorea; Peniculida; Parameciidae.
UAUGGAGAAAGCCAAAGAUCAUAAACCCUGGUUUGGAAUUGAAUAAGAAUAUUUCUUGCUAAAAAGAACAGGAACAACUCAUUUGUGGCCUUUAGGAUGGCCAACAGGCGGUUUUCCAUAUCCAUAAGGGAGAUAUUAUUGUUCAAUAGGGGAGAGAAACAAUUUUGGUAGAGCUUUAGCCGAGGCUCAUUUGAGAGCAUGUUUGAAUGCUGGAUUAAAAAUUGCCGGAUUGAAUGCUGAGGUUGCGCCAUCUUAAUGGGAGUUUUAGAUAGGAAUUGCUGAAGGUAUUGAAAUAGGAGAUCAUAUGUGGCUGGCAAGAUAUAUUUUAGAAAGGAUUGGUGAAGAAUUUGGAAUUGAUAUUAAUUAUGAUCCUAAACCUAUUCUAGGAGAUUGGAAUGGUAGUGGAGCUCAUUGCAAUUAUUCUACUGUUACAACCAGAUCUGAAGGAGGAUAUCGCUAUAUUGUGGAUAAAGUAAUGCCUAUUCUUAAAGAUAAUCAUCUUGAAAUGAUUAAGUUAUAUGGAUAAAAGAACGAAUUAAGACUCACUGGAAGGCAUGAAACAGGAAAAUAUGAUUAAUUCACUUGGGGAGAUGGGUCAAGAGGAUGUUCUAUUAGAGUUCCUAUUAUUACGAAAGAAUAAGGAUAAGGGUAUUUAUUAUUAUAUUUCUAAAUAGAUAUUUAGAAGAUAGAAGACCAGCUGCUAAUAUUGAUCCAUAUUUAGUUUCUGCUGCUCUUGUUGAUGUAACGUGUUUAAACGGUGAACAUCUUAGAUAGCUGAAUUCUAUUUUUGAAGAUUCCUUGAAACCACUUGGAUAAUAAUUAUUUUAGCAGUAAAAAGAACAAUUUUAGCAAUCCAACGAAUGA